GUGUGAGGUCAUAACCGCCAUUUGGCAUGUUCAGAAUGGAGACUAGAAUAAAUGACCGACUAUGGAAGCGUACAUUUAGAUACUGAUUUACAUCAUCUUUUUGUUUCAUGGUCAUAUAUCAAAUAUUGUUUUAGUCUCUCCAGAUACAUCCGCGGUUCUAGGGUGCUUUUUGGACCGGCAGUUGGUCGAGUAUUCAAUAUAAGAGAAUUGGAAAACAAGACCAGCAGCCAUGGGCAAGUUAAUAUCAAAGAUUUUUGGCAACAAGGAGAUGAGAAUCCUCAUGCUGGGGCUGGAUGCUGCAGGAAAAACUACACUUUUAUACAAAAUGAAAUUAGGUCAGUCAGUGACAACUAUCCCAACAGUGGGGUUCAACGUUGAAACUGUCACAUACAAAAAUGUUAAAUUCAAUGUCUGGGAUGUAGGAGGACAAGACAAAAUUCGUCCACUGUGGCGACACUACUUCACAGGGACUCAGGGGCUCAUUUUCGUUGUAGACUCAGCUGAUCGGGACCGUAUAGAUGAGGCACGGCAAGAACUUUAUCGCAUAAUCAACGAUAGGGAGAUGCGGGAUGCCAUCAUCCUGGUUUUUGCCAACAAACAAGAUCUUCCAGAUGCAAUGAAACCUCAUGAAAUACAAGAAAAAUUGGGUCUGACUCGGAUACAGGACCGCAACUGGUAUGUUCAGCCAUCAUGUGCUACAACUGGUGAUGGACUGUUUGAAGGUCUCACGUGGCUUACAUCGAACCAUAAGUCAUGAGGAAGAAAGGACAUCUUAGUUGGUGUCACCAUUGCAAGACAUUUCACCAGACCAUGCACUUGUCAGGGAGCACUCUUGUUCUUGCUACUCUUUCUAUUGUGGCUUAAAAAAAACCAACUGUCUUAAGUGAUCUUUGACCCAGGACCUGAAUAAUAUGAGUACGCUACCAAAAAAAAAAAAAAGACUCAGAAUGAAUGUUCUUUGGGAAUGAGGUAGUGUGAUUUGCUUUCACCAGCACAGAUGCCAAAAGAGCAUUUUAUUUGGUGCCAUCUUGUUUUUGGUGGAGGUCAUCGCAUAGGCUCAUUUCACUACCUAGAGCUUGUGAAAUGAAAAAACAACUUUCAGUUAAAGUUGCAGAAUUUUUUUCUCAUCUGUCAUGCAACUGUGAUGUUUGGUUUGGCAGCACCUACCACCAAUCUCUGCUGCCUUCAGAAGGUCGCAACAAAAAAUAGGGAGGGAGAGGGGGGCGAAGUAGACAAACAGUACCAGGAAACAGGGAAUUGCUAAAACUACUAAGAUGGAGCUGCUGUGAAUACAAGAAUUGUAUGGAAAUUUGCAUGUACUGUUCUAUGGCUCAGGAGUACUUCCAGUGUCUCAUGCAGUGUUGCACCUGUUGCAUGGUUUAAACCAGAUGAAUUUUUUUUGUGCUUAUUUAUUCAAGUGAAUCAUGCUCUUGGUGUCCUGCACCCUCCUCCUUUCUCAUCACCACUAAAGCUUGCCCAGAAUGAUCACUACAGAGCAUCACCGCCAUGAAAGAGAUAACAGGCAUUGCACAGCUCAGCAAGAGCUACCCACAAGCUGGGUGAAGAGAAGGAUGCUGUACCUUAUCAUUACCUUCAGAGUUAUCAUUGGAAGCAUGACCUACGGCACUCAGUUAUAUAAUUCGUCUGUUUUGUUAGUGUGUUUCCUACAAGCAAGGUCUGAUUCCAUGUUCUUUUCUCCUUAGAUUUGUUCUUUGGAAUAGUAUGCUACCCAGCCCUGCCAUCUGCUCCAUCCCAUUCCAGUGUAAAGGAGUUAGGCAGCAUUGUGAUGAGAGUGCUUAACUUGCAGAAAGCUUUGUUUGACUGAUAUGCAUGGUACCCUUGUUGCUGAAUUCUCAUAGAAAUGUGUUAAUGUUCGAAGUGUUGCAUGGUUUCUCGUAUAUACAACACUUCCCACUCUAUGCUUUUAGGAUUCUAGGUGCAGUUAUUUGCAGUCCAAAUUAUACCAGACAUAGACAACAUAUCUCCCACCUGAGUACCCACCGAUAGAUGAGAGAUCAGUGAAUAUUCAUAGGAACAAAUGUCAUGUUAAAAAUUGCUCUUCUAUUUUUGUUUAAAAAAACUUACAUUUUUAAAGCAUCAAACAGCUGAGCUUUUUCAUUUGGCAUAGUAAAGUUAGUAGGCAGAAGGGAACUGCGUGCUGCAGACUCCAGCAAGUUUGCUUUGUACGCACUAGGUAGUGUUACGUCCAAAAGUGGGUGGUUUCCAACACAGUGAUGUCGUAACUUUUCCAGGAUACUAUUUCCCCCAGCAUCCAAAAGAAUGCAUGUUUCCAUCUGUCUUCAUUGUCUUGGCCUGCAGCUUGCUGUUCAGAGUGGUUGUUUGUGAAAAUGAACAAGUCCAUUACAAUCAGUUUAUAACACAUUUUUCUUUAGUUGGAUGGGUGUCUGAGGCACACAUUUCCUCUCUUCCUUUUCAAAAGAUCAGUUUUUACCUGUGUUGUAAGCAUGCCUAUGGAUUGUGAUAGUGCUCAGACCCAUGUGGAAUAUUUUUUUCCCCCACUGGAAUUAAACUGCUGGUGUAACCAAGCAUUUUUGAGUAAAACUUUAAGAACAAGUUCUUGAGCCUAAUAAUAGUAUGUGCUUAAUAAAUUGUAAUGUUUCAGGGGCUCAGAUGUCAAUGUAGACUAUUGUUCUGUUGGUGCAUAUACUGUAUAUACAGUGUCAGUUUGUACAUUUAUAUGUGCAGAGAUUAUUAUUACAAUAUUAAAAGUCUAAAUGCCCUAUGAGAGAAAUGCAUGACAGUCUUGCAACAGCUUGCCUGUGUCAGUCAUUUUUUGCAUGUUGUAAUGAUAUAUUUCUUUUUCAGUAAACUUAAGAUGGUUUGCUUCUUCUCACCCUCUCUUUCUGCUAUGUUUGUUUUAAUUUUCAUUGUUUCAGAAUUAUUCACUUUUUUGUUAAAAACAAAGUGGGAGAUUAUCUUCCGAUACAGAAUGAUAAAUAUUUUUGUAAACACAUACCUAAGACGUCUUUACAAAAUAUUAAAUGCUUUAUUCCUUCAUUUUUGCGUUUCAGUUACAGCUUUGCAUUGCUUUUCAUUACGCAGAAAAACCUGCAAGAUAAAAUAGCACAGAAGAAAUAAUGAUUUUAUGAAAAAUGAAAUAGCUUGCACAUGCUUUAUUAUGUAUUGAUUUUGUCUUUUUUUAAUUUUGGGGUAUUUUUAACUCUUUUUUUUGUUUCCUUUCUCUACACACAACCCUUGUAUGUUUAUGUAUGUGCAUCUGUGAAUGUGAAUAACUGAUUGAUUAAUGAAUUUGAAUGAUCAUUAUAUUUUUUGAGCACAAACACAUCAUUCUAUAUCAUUUUACUAUGACAAAGUGAAACCUACGUAAUGCUGAAAGAACUUAUUGAUCGACAUGUUUCACUUUGUCCCCACAUGCUGAUGUUUUUUGUGAAGAUUAUAGUUAGGUAAGGUUAUGUUUUAUGUUAAUAUGCGCUUUGGUUUUUCUCACUGCAAGAUGAACCCUUGGGUUCCAGCUCUCAGUUUUACAUCAGAAUUGCCAUAAACUUGUGUUUAGCUAGGUCUAAUAUUUUUCAUAUGUGAUAGCUUCUUCAAACUUUUGUGGCAUUUUCCUCUUUAGGGUCAACAGACACCAGUUUCUUCAAUAAAUUUAAAAGAAUAUCUGCAAGUCCAACAUCAACUUUGGCCUAGUGUCAGCAUGAAGUUUGAAGUACAGUUUUAUCGGUUUGUCCCACAAAAAAAACUUUUGUGUGAACCCUCUUUUUGCAAUAUUAAUUUUUUUUAAAAGCUCCACUUAUUCCACCAGAUUGGUUUCAGUUGCAGUUACCUCUUAAAGUGUCUUGGUACUUAAAACAAUCUGACAAACUGCUGCACUCAUGAUUUUGACAGUGCUGAUAAGCUGGUGGUAUUCAUUUUAGGGAAUGAUGCAUGUUUGACUAUUCGAAGCCAAAGCGCGUAAUGUACAAUGAAAGAAAAACAAGCUGAAGGGAAAAGAAUACUUAUGAUGUGAAUAGGUUAUUAAAUCAGUAGCUGUACUUCGUAGCAAUCCAGUUGAAUAAUCUGAAGCAUAAGCAGGAAUAUCUGCUGAUAGUAUUCAUUUUGCUGCAUUUGAAUUGCCUGGCUUGUAAUGUGCCUUCGGUUAAACAUAGUUUUAGGGAAAAGCCCUUUCUUGGGGGAAUUAUUAAUCUUCCUGUUACCACCUGUUGCAGAAUACCUAGAACUGGUUGCAUGUAGGACUUCUCGGAUUUCAUAGUUUUAUGGUUCAGUAUACGAUUUUAAAAAUGCCUUUUUUGCCAUGAAUUCUAAAUAUUAUUAUUUAGAAUUUUCAUUGUAGAUCGCCUAAAUGCAUCAUUAUCUGGAAUAGAAUUUAAGGAGCCAGGACUGCUAAGUGGGAAGAUGGGUUACGUUUCAUUAGUGAGACAGUUUAGGCCUCUAGUCUCCUAAUCGUAGAUCUAGUCAACAGUAUAUGUGUAGGAAGUGUUUCUUGUGUGCUUGCUCAACAUUGUAUACAAAAUAUGACUACUAGAGCACAUGGAAACCAAAUGGUCCCUGUUUAUAAAUAUAUUUAGAAAGACAUUUAAAAGAACUUUAAGCAGAGAAACUGAUCAUCAGCACUCACCAAGUUCGAGGUGAACUAGCCCUCACAACAAUAAUUUUAUCAUUUUAUGAUCAUUUGGCAUCAGGUUUUGAAUGAAAUUUGUAUUUCUUUGUCAUUUCUAUCCUCUGUAAAGAAAAAAAAAGAGUGUCUUAUUCUUCUCCUUUUUUGUCAUGUGGCAAAGACAUUUACAGAGACUUUGUCAUUCAUGCUUGUUUCAAAGCAUCAAAACUUAUGUUAGUCUAUAUUAUGAGAAGAUUAUAAGGAACAAAGUUUAAAGUGUGGUAGGUGUUGUAAUGAAGGGCAUGACUACCUUAGUUGUCAUCUUUAAGGAUGUUCCUUGGAAUCUUUCACACAGGUAGGAUUAACUGAAAGUUGGUUUUAAACCGUCUUAUGUGCAGACUUCAACAGGUAGAUAUUUUGUAUAGCACAUCAUACUUUUAGGUUUGUUUUGAUUUUUUUAAAAACUCAUUCUGUUUCAUGUACAAUUUUCUUGUCCAAGCAUAAUUUUUGACUAUCAAACCUUCAAAAAAUGGUUUACUAUUUCCUCUCCCUACAUGAAAGAAGAUACAUGUACAUUUUUAAAGCUAAGUAAAAGGUCAUAAAGUGUGGGUCCUUUAUCCAAUAUUUGUAAACUUAAAAGGGAAAUCUGUGGUGUGCAUUUUUAAACAGGUUCUCACAAUCAUGGCAGCAGAAUGAGAAAUUGAGCUUUAUGUGCCAUCAGUUUAGAUGUUUGCUGUUUGGGUCUUCUAACAGUGUGUGGCAUGUGCACAACAAAUGGCCCCAGAAUUCUAUGCGAACAACUGCACCCAGUCUAUUUGAUUGCCAUGUGUGAAUAAGUUUGAUAUUUGGACUUCCAGAUUUGUAUGCCUUGUGUGCUUGAACUGUCAAAAUGAGGAAGUUAACUUUCGUUUGAACAAAGAUGAUGGAGCACAGUAUUCUGGGCAGUUAAUUACUGGUCAUCAGAUAAGGCAAUAAGGUCUAUUUUAACCACCAUGGACUGCAUGCUGGAUACAGAAAUGCUGUGUAUAGUUAUUUUGAGCCCCCAGUGGAACUGAGUUUGGAAAUGGAAGUGAAAAGGAGCAUGCUGUCUAUUGUCUCAGUUUGAGCUUUAGAUCCUGUUCAACAGGUUAGAGCAGCCUGAAAAGACAUCUUUUCCCAAGAACAAUCUGCUCUUCUAGAGGCAAAAAAGAAUCAAACUUUAAAUCUGUUACAAUUUGUUGAAGGUUUAUUAGUUAUUAUGGUUUUUUAUUUUGAAGCAAGAAGUGUUGGGGUGGGGUGCCUGCUAAAAGUGCAUCAUCAAAAACUAUCAGGCAAGGUUGCUAUGCAGUUUGUGCACUUGCUUUUAACCUGGGUGGUAUGAAAGGGAGUAUUUGCCUGCAAAAUGCAUCAAUUGUAUGUGCCAGGUGCAAGAUGGUAGUGAUCAGUGUUUCUUUUAUAUGUGGUUGAGAGAACAUGAUGUACAUAUCCAUUACAUUUCAAUACACUUGCUAGCCCCUUCA
Pomacea canaliculata is the source of this 6075-nucleotide messenger RNA. RefSeq names its product ADP-ribosylation factor 6. Gene Ontology annotation, molecular function: GTPase activity; GTP binding. Lineage: Eukaryota; Metazoa; Mollusca; Gastropoda; Architaenioglossa; Ampullariidae. The coding region runs from base 230 to 757 and encodes 175 amino acids. The transcript is spliced from 5 exons. Gene Ontology annotation, biological process: intracellular protein transport; vesicle-mediated transport. Gene Ontology annotation, cellular component: cytoplasm. The record is from RefSeq and is a predicted model, not a curated record.